Molecule: messenger RNA, 2079 nt
Organism: Vanrija pseudolonga
Lineage: Eukaryota; Fungi; Basidiomycota; Tremellomycetes; Trichosporonales; Trichosporonaceae
Exons: 3
Coding region: 776-1828 (350 amino acids)
Source: RefSeq, a predicted model, not a curated record
CCCCCCCACCCAAAUCCUUCACAUCGUCUCUCCCAUCCCAUCAGUCAAGUCUUCAUCAGCCCAUCACCAUCACCACUCGCAGCGCGUUCUCGGCGCCUCGUCGUCUCGCAUCGUCGUGUCGUCUCUGUCGCGUCGCGGCCGUGCACACACUGCUGUUGCUGCUGUCUGCGUAACUGCGUAACCUUUUCACCACACUCCCAUAUUUUCUUCCGCCCUGGCACGCAGAGUCGAGGUCUCCUCACCCAGCCACCCAGCGACCCAGCCCACGACAACCCGCCCACCCAGCCAGUUAGCCAGACCAGACCCAGCGGGCCGCUCCAGUCGCCGUCUCGUCUCGUCUUCCUUUCUACGACUACAUCUUCGUGUCGCUUGCAGCAGCUUGCAGCAGCGCUCUCGCUCCACGCCCGUGGCGUUGUGCGUCUUCGCCUUGCCUCGCCUCGCGCCCGCGCCAAUCCAUCCCACGACGCCCAACCCAGCAGUGCAUCUCGGCGCCACCCGUCGCCCAGAAGCCUAGUCUAGACACCCCCCAUCCCAUCACUUGACACCACUCUUAACCCCCCACGGUUGCGAUGCUUUUGGAAGACUGAGACGACCUCCGUCGACUAGUCGGCACCACACCUCUACAGCCUCCGGGUUACUAGAGGCAUUCCUACUCUGUGGCAGCAUUCUAGCCCCAUCGUCUUCAAUCUACUCGCUCGUAUCGCGUUCAAACCAACCCCAACCCCAUUAAGACUACUACUCUUCCUCUCUACCACCACAGUCUCCCCGUCACACAAUGACAUCCACACACCCUCUCACCCACUCGCCCGUGCCGCAGCCGGCAAAGAAGCUGCGCCCCUGUCUCUCGCCCACAAGGUUCGGUCGAUCCAUCACUGUGUGUGAGACCCAGAGCAUUCACGUGGCUAUCUCGACCUCGCGCUCGCCAUCGGUCGCCUCGACCUCAUCAAGCAUCUACACCGAGGCCUCUGAGGGCCUCGCGCGUCGCCCGUCCAAGAGCGUCCGCUGGAAGGGCGAGGACGGCACCUGUGACGUAUCGUCCUACUCGGAAACCUGGUCUGCUACCGAGUACGACCGCACGCCGCUUGCGCCUCCUUCGGAGGAAGAACGUGCUUGUGUCCUUCCUGCCCGUGGCUCGCGCUGUCUCUCGACAUUAUGGAACGGUGGCGAUGCCGACGACGCCGCCGAGGCCGACGAGGAAUCCGACGACGUCUACCAGCCCCCGUCGCCCUUUGCGACCCCCGAGGACUCGGACUCGGAUGCCGACUGCGAGGAAGGCGACGAGUGGUCCGAGUGCUUUGCUCGUCGCCAGAUGAUGUUUGCUCGCAUGUGCCCGCUCGGUCGCCAACCUCAGUUUGAGGGUUACCGCUCCCUGUCUCAGACCCUCACCGACCUGCUGCGCUCGGUCGGCGCCGACUCUUCGUCUGAAGAAGAGGACGCUGACGAGGUCGAGGGCGAGGACGACGCGGCGACCACCCCGCGUGUUGCCCACACCCCCGUCGGCGACAGCACCGAGGAGGAGGACGAGGACGAGUCUGAGCCAGAAGACCACGGCUUCCCGAUCACCGGCCUCACUGGCCUCACCGUCACAUCAGCCUCCUCAUUCCCCUUCACCGACCUGUUCCACCGUCUUCGCGAGAGUAGCGAAGACUCGGACGACCCGAUUGGCACGCCGUCGCUCAUCUCGUCUGCCGACAGCGACGGCGAGCACUCUCGCCUGGCGAGCCCCAGGGGCUCUGCCGUCGACUUCCUUCCCGGCGGCGCUGCCGUCUGGAAGGGCGUCUCGCCCGUGCGCGUCGAGCGCCAGCUCGCCCCCACGACCGACUUGUAGCAUAUCGCCCCCGCACUAUAAUCGGUAGCUGCUACGCCUCCCUCCCCUCGACUCGACGAGGUCUGGUACUUUGUCGUCCAUCCUCAUCGGUACACCACCUGUACCACCUUCACACACCCCCACACAUUUUCGCAUUCCAUCCUCCACAUUGCAUAUUGCAUGGUCCCAUGUUGUGUUCAAUAGCCAACCCGAUGACCCGUGAACGAGACCCGGCGAGAAAGACCACCCUGCAUGCAUGUUCCUACCCAGAG